AUGUCCGGUGACAAGACCCCUACUCCUAGUAUCCCUCCAACGCCCGAGGACGCUGGUGCCGGUGUACCCGCUGGCCAGAAGGGAUCCUGGACGGCCUUCAUCAAGGCGAUCGCGUCCUUCUCAGGGGAUCUCUCGUCUUUAACAGCGCCGCCAUUUAUCCUGUCGCCCAUCUCGCUCACAGAGUUCCCGGCGUACUGGUGCGAGCGGCCAGAAUUAUUCUCCGCCAUUGCAGAUGCACCCGGACCCGAGGAACGUUCGCUCGCUGUGCUCAAGUGGUUCAUCGGCACGCUCAAGGACCAAUAUACGAGUCGUAAUGAGAGCAUGGGCUCUGAGAAGAAGCCCUUGAAUCCCGUCCUCGGCGAGCUAUUCUACGGCUACUGGCCAGACAAAGACGGCCGCGGUCAAACCGACCUCGUCGUCGAGCAAGUAUCCCACCACCCGCCCAUCACGGCUUACCACAUCGUAAACAAGACCAAAGGGCUAACCCUAACCGGUCACAGUGCGCAGAAAACGAGCUUUUCUGCGGGUAGCAUCAUUGUCAAGCAGAUCGGCCACGCGGUUUUGACCGUCGCGCUUCCUGGAGGCAAGGAGGAGAAGUACCUCAUCACGCUGCCGAGGCUACGGAUCGACGGUAUCUGGUACGGAAGCCCGUACAUCGAGCUUACCGACACGUCGUACAUCCAGAGCUCGACCGGUUGGACGUCCACGAUUGAGUACAAGGGCCGUGGCUACUUCUCCGGCAAGACUCAUCAGUUCAAGGCCUCCGUAGCGAAGUCUGGCGCAUGGUCCGCAACGCACACCAUCGACGGUCUCUGGCACACCUCGUCCAAGUUCAGCACCGGCCAGGGCUUCCACGACAUCUCUACGCAGCCCAAGGAGGAGGUCAUUGUUGCGCCGCUCGACUCGCAGAACGACUGGGAGUCCCGUAAGCUGUGGCGCGCCGUCGCGAAGGGCAUUCGUGAUGGCGACUUCGACACUGCUUCUCGGGAGAAGAGCAAGAUCGAGAACGACCAGCGUCAGCGUAGGCGCGACGAGACGGCGGCGGGUAGCAAAUGGGAGUUGAAGCACUUCAAGCACAUAGACUCGGAUCCGAUCUACGAGAAGCUUGUCAAGCAGUUCAAGGGUACACCUCCAACGGAGGACUUCUACGAGUUCCUCGGCAACGCCCCGACGCUCGGGCCUGCUGCAUAG
This is a messenger RNA of Peniophora sp. CBMAI 1063, 1191 nucleotides long. Lineage: Eukaryota; Fungi; Basidiomycota; Agaricomycetes; Russulales; Peniophoraceae. The record is from the annotation of a GenBank genome assembly.